AACGCCCUGAACCACAGGAAUGUGAGGUCAUGGAAGCAGCUUCUCUCCUUACCUUUACAAGCCAUACAGGUCUUUCUUCUCUUUCAUGGCUUCCACAACUGCCACUCAAGCUCCGUUUUCUCUCUUUCUUAGGACCCAAAACGGCAGUGGCCACCGUAGGAAAAAACAUCUGUUGAUAAGAAAAGCCCCAUCAGGAAGAAUAGGCAACAGAGGGAGUGCUUUUGGUGUUUAUGCAGAACAAGGAAGCCCAGAGAAGCCCCAAAGAGCACCACCAGGGGUUGAUACAAGAAUUCAUUGGGACAACGAAGAUGAAGGGUGGGUUGGAGGAAGUAGUACUAGUUCAGAGCAGACAAAGCAAGCAGAAGAUGAGCAGAAAGAUAUGUUGGGAAAGAGGUUUGCUGAUUUGCUCAAUGAUUCUUCUGAUUCUCAUUACCAGUUCUUAGGCGUAUCAGCAGAUGCUGAUAUGGAGGAGAUUAAAACCGCAUACAGGAGGCUAUCAAAGGAGUACCAUCCAGACACAACUUCACUUCCACUGAAAUCAGCUUCAGAAAAGUUCAUGAGACUAAGAGAAGUUUAUGAUAUCUUGAGCAAUGACGAGAAACGCAAAUUUUAUGAUUGGACACUAGCUCAAGAGGCUGCAAGCCGGCAAGCAGAGCAAAUGAGAAUGAGAUUGGAAGAUCCUUAUGAACAAGAAAUAAACAGAUAUGAAUCUGUACCGGACAUGGUUGAUCGUCUUGGUGGAAGAAACAUGGGUCUAAGUGAUCAAGCAAUGUCAGCUCUAACGUUUGAUAUUUUUAUCAUACUCUUCUCAAUUGGUUGCCUCAUUUUUGUUGUCUUCUUCAAAGAACCAUAUUAGUAAUUUAAGUUACACAGCAUAUUUGUAAAGUAUUUAUUGCCAUGAUGGUAUAAUUUUGUACGGCACAUGGCUGAAAUCCAGAAUUAUUAUUGGAUUGGCAAAAUAUGAUUCUGGUUGUGCAA
Molecule: messenger RNA, 978 nt
Organism: Populus nigra (black poplar)
Lineage: Eukaryota; Viridiplantae; Streptophyta; Magnoliopsida; Malpighiales; Salicaceae
Product: NAD(P)H-quinone oxidoreductase subunit T, chloroplastic
Exons: 2
Coding region: 86-856 (256 amino acids)
Source: RefSeq, a predicted model, not a curated record